Molecule: messenger RNA, 306 nt
Organism: Podospora anserina S mat+
Lineage: Eukaryota; Fungi; Ascomycota; Sordariomycetes; Sordariales; Podosporaceae
Exons: 3
Coding region: 1-306 (101 amino acids)
Source: RefSeq, a predicted model, not a curated record
AUGGCCAGCAACAACCCCGGAAACUUUGCCAACCGUCCCAAGGAGGAGGUGCGCGAGAUUGCUUCCAAGGGUGGCAAGGCUAGCCACGGCGGAGGCGGCACUCAAGCUGCCAACGACGACUCCUCCUCUGGCAACAGCGGUACGGGCAACCAGGGCUUUGCCAGCAUGGACCCCGAGAAGCAGCGUGAGAUCGCUUCCAAGGGUGGCAAAGCUUCCUCCGGUAGCUUUGAGCCCGGUAGCGAGCGUGCCCGCGAGGCUGGCAGGAAGGGAGGACUCGCCAGUCAUGGUGGCAACUCCGAGGAGUAG